AUGGUAAGGCUUAACAUCCCAAAAGCAUAUUCUACUUACUCUGUGUCGCUGCUCGUCAGAAAAUCUCUAGAUAUUUCGUCCUGGUUUUCAGAAACAAAACUUGUUGAUUGGAAAAAUUUCGCUCAGUACAUUGCGAAACUGAAUGAGGACAAACUCGAUAAUAAUGCAUAUGACGCUUUUUGCAACGCGCUAGAGCAAAUAGUUACAAAGGGGCGGAAUCAUGAUAUUCCCCUCGUCGUUUGUAAUUUUACAUGCAACUUAAAUGAAUGGCUGGCGGUAAAGUCAAGGAAGAAAGAGUUCAUGAAAGAAAUCAGUGAAGAGAAGACUCGAAGACAAAUGAAAGCGAAUUUGAAUAAGAGAAAGAUGGAAGAGGAAAUAUCUCGGGAGGAAUUCCGCUUGCAAUGCCGUAAGGCGUCAUACCAAUCUGCAAACCAAAUGGUAGAAAUCGGGCUCCAGAUGCAGUAUGCAGUGUACAAUAAAGAGCCACUUCCUAUUGAUAAGAAUGAAUUCCUUAUAAAGUUGAGCGACGAAGAUGCAAAAGAUGCAGAAGACAAUGAAUUUGCCAAUGGUGGAUCUACCAAUAAUGAUGAAUCUAUUAAUGAUGGUGAAUCUAUCAUAUUUGAUGAACCUACCAAUGAUGGUGAACCUAUCAGUGAUGAUGAAUCUUCCAAUAACGUUAAUGGCGAAAGCGAUGAAAACUCUACCAAGACAAGAACAAACUAG
Molecule: messenger RNA, 723 nt
Organism: Funneliformis mosseae
Lineage: Eukaryota; Fungi; Glomeromycota; Glomeromycetes; Glomerales; Glomeraceae
Source: the annotation of a GenBank genome assembly